CUGAGAAGCCAGCAGGAAACAUGCUCUCGGUGGCCCCAACCUACCCCUCGGCCUCUUGUCGCCUCCUAGACCACUGUCCCUGCAGUUUCUCAGGCAUAGGUAGGAUCCUAUGACCAGCUGCUCAUUCCAGCCCACAGUGAUGGAGGCAAAUUAUUCCUCUCGUGUGGAUUCUGAGUUCCGAUACACCCUCUUCCCAAUUUUUUACAGCGUCAUCUUUGUGUUGGGGGUCCUCGCCAACAGCUAUGUGCUGUGGGUCUUUGCCCGCCUGUACCCUUCCAAGAAAUUCAAUGAGAUAAAGAUCUUCAUGGUGAACCUCACCAUGGCUGACCUGCUCUUCCUGGUCACCCUGCCCCUGUGGAUCAUCUACUACUACAACAAGGGCAACUGGAUUCUUCCUGAAUUCCUGUGCAACCUGGCUGGCUGCUUCUUCUUCAUUAACACAUACUGCUCAGUGGCCUUUUUGGCUGUCAUCACUUAUAACCGCUACCAGGCUGUAACACAGCCCAUCAAGACCGCUCAGGUCACCACCCGCAAGCGUGGCAUCAUUUUGUCCUUGAUCAUCUGGUUGGCCAUUGUGGCCGCUGCAUCCUACUUCUUCUUCCUGGACUCCACCAACACAGUGCCCAACAAGGCUGGCUCAGGCAACAUCACACGCUGCUUUGAGAACUACAAUAAGGGCAGCAUCCCAGUCCUCAUCAUCCACAUCUUCCUCGUGUUCAGCUUCUUCCUUGUCUUCCUCAUCAUCCUCGUUUGCAACCUGGUCAUCAUCGUCACGCUGCUCACACAGCCGGUGCAGAUGCAGCGCAACACAGAGGUCAAGUGCCGGGCACUCUGGAUGGUCUGCACGGUCCUGGCUGUGUUCAUCAUCUGCUUUGUGCCCCACCACAUAGUACAGCUGCCCUGGACCCUGGCUGAGCUGGGCUUCCAGAACAGCAACUUCCACCAGGCUAUUAAUGAUGCACAUCAGGUCACUCUCUGCCUCCUUAGUACCAACUGUGUCUUAGACCCCAUCAUCUACUGUUUCCUUACCAAGAAGUUCCAUAAGCACCUCAUGGAGAAGUUCAACAGUAUGCGCAGCAGCCAGAAAUGCUCCCGGGUCACCACGGAGACAGGCACCGAAGUGGUCAUGCCGCUCAAAUAGGUCCCUGUCAAUUCCCUCAAAGAUUAGUCCCGGAUUGUUGGAGCCCAGAGGCUUAUCCUCCGUGGACAUCAUGGAGUGACCUGGGGGAAGAAGGGGUGUCUGAUGUGGCCCUGGCCUCUCCUCCCUGGGCACUGGUGGCCCAUUAGGUAUGGAGGCUACCUCACCAAGGUGUCGAUGCUGGCAGAGCCAGACUGCUGGGAAAUCCAGAACUUGAAUGAGCCCUUUCAGCCACCUUUGGGCACAUGCCAUAAUAACCUUGGUUGGUAACCUCAUCCCGAGCGCCUGAGUCUGAUAGCUCUGGAAGGAAUGUCAGGGCCAGGGGCAGUCCUUGGGGGUUGACACUGAGCCACCCAGUUCACCCUACCAGGACAGCAGUCCCAAAUGAGUAAGUCCUAAAGUUUUGGGCAACCACUCCCUUUAUCACUAAAAAGUCAGAGAAGGGGUUUUGGAAAAGGGAUGCUCCCCUCGCUGUGUGGCACCAUCUUUGGGAUAGACUUUUGAGCUAGGAUGGUGCCACCCAGUCUCUACCUAAAGGCACAAGGUCUUUGUGACACUUCUCAGGGGAAGUGGCUUGGUGGACCCUACUCCCGAGUCAUGCAACAACCUGUACUGAGUGGUGACCAGAGAAGAUAAAACAUGCAUAGACCGAAAGCUAGGAUGGGGAGCCUGUCUCCUGGGGCAGAUGUAUGUUCCCGCACAGGCCUCACCUCAGGCCUGGGGCAGCUCUGGGGCAACGGGAGAGACACAACACCCACAUCCACUUUCUGUCUCAACAAGGGACCCCGAUGAAGUAACUCCUGCAAGACAGCCACCCACUGUGGGUGGGCAAAGUCCCCUCAAAGCCAAAUUGGGGCCCUCCAGGCCACUGCGAUGCCCAGAGGCUUCCAUGGGAAAGGACAGUUAGGCUGAGAAGUGCCUGCAGGAAGGCCUCCAGAGCGGAAGGAGCCCGUCAGCUCCCCUCCCCACCUCACCUUCUGGGAGGCCUCUCUGACUUAGCUGCCACGAGCUGAGAAGAGCAACUAGAAUCCCAAGGGCAGGCAGGCACUUUGAGUUCUGGGUGCAGAAGAGAGGUGAAAACUUCUCUUGAGGAGUUCUAGAUGCCUGAGCCUCCUCUCGCACCCUGAGCACCUGCAGUGUGAACCUGACAGCUUCAGACCCAGGGGCUUGGAGGAGCCUUCCCUGGUUUCCAGAAAUUGUCUUCCUUUCCAGCCAGUGACCCCACAAAGCUGGGAUCCUCGUUUCCCACAUACUGGGCUGAUUUUGAUAAAUGCCUCCCAAUGGGCCAGAGACCUGCUUGGGUCUGGGAUGGCAGUUGUGGGCUGGACUUAGCAGGUGGUGACUAGGUGGAGAGUGAAGUGGACUAGAACUUCGGUGUCACACAGACCCAGGGUCAAGCUGUGGCUUUGUCACUUCCUGCUCAGGGCCGGUGAACUGAAUGUCCUACUUCAUAGAGUUAUGAGGAGCUGAUACCUCCUGGUCAGGCUGACUGCUCAUCUCAGAUUCCCCCGUCUUCUGAGAAUUUGUUCCCCCUAACCCUCCAAUAGGAGCUGAAGGGAUGAGAGGUGAGCGUCUGCCUCUAGUGGGGCCAGUCAGGUUCUUGCUUGGGAAUAAGCAGCAAGAUUCAGGGAUGCUCUUUCAGGCUCUGUAGGCCACUUACUGGAACACAUUUAAACUCUGGAGCUGUGUGUGCGUGCGUCUGCGUGUGUGUGUGAGGUGUGUGUGUCUGCAUGUCUGUGUGUGAGGCGUGUGUGUGAGGUGUCUGCGUGUGUAUGUGUGUGAGGUGUGUGCGCAUGUGUGUGAGGUGUGUGUGCGUGUAUGUGUGAGUGUGUGUGUGUGAGGUGUGUGUCUGCAUGUCUCUGUGUGAGGUGUGUGUGUGCGCGUGUGUCUGUGUGCGUGAGGUGUGUGUGUGCGUGUGUGUGUGAGGUGUGUAUGUGAGGUGUGUGUGCGCGUGUGUAUGUAUGUGAGGUGUGUGCGCGUGUGUGUGAGUGUGAGGUGUGUGUGUGUGUGGCCAGCGGGCCAGGGUUGAGGGAGGCACCUGCAUGAAUGUAGUAGAGAAAACAGCUCUGCUCAGAGAGAAGACAGAGAUAUGCAGAGCAAAGCAGAGAUCGGGGGUACCGCAGGGGCCUGGAGAGAGGAGGGGCAGUGCUUCCAGGGGCCUGCUGGCUCCCUUCCUCCAGGCGCAGCCCUUCUCGAAGCUCAACAUCUGCGCUGCUUCCUUUGGGUCCUUGUGAGAUUCCCUUUUAGGAUACAUUCUUAUUUUGCUUAAGCUGAUUUGAGUGAUUAUCUGUUACUUGCAACCAAAAGAGUUCUGAAUGAGAUAAAUGCUUGCAUGCUAAAGCACAGUGUUUCUUGAAUUUCAGCCGUUUGUGUACUCCCCUCGUAAAUUUUGCAAUAUCCAUGUACCAUCUGUAUGUUUACUCAAGAAAUAUAUUUCUCUAAAUCGAGUCACUUUUUAAAACUUUCACCUGUUUAAAAGAAUGCUUUAGAACUAAAUUGUAAAUGAAAACAAAUGCCACCUGCCACACAUAGAAGGUAAACAUAAACACAAAACAGAAAUAUUAAAAUCAAGGGACUUCCCUGGUGGCGCAGUGGUUAGGAAUCCGCCUGCCAGUGCAGGUGACACGGGUUCAAUCCCUGGUCCGGGAAGAUCUCACAUGCCGCAGAGCAACUAAGCCCACGCGUCACAACUACUGAGCCUGCGCUCUAGAGCCUGUGUGCCACAACUACUGAGCCCACGAGCCACAGUUACUGAAGCCCGCGCACCUAGAACCCAUGCUUCACAACAAGAGAAACCACUGCAAUGAGAAGCCCGUGCACCACAACAAAGAGUAACCUCGGCUCGCCGCAACUAGAGAAAGCCCGCAUGCAGCAACGAAGACCCAA
Molecule: messenger RNA, 4024 nt
Organism: Physeter macrocephalus (sperm whale)
Lineage: Eukaryota; Metazoa; Chordata; Mammalia; Artiodactyla; Physeteridae
Gene: PTAFR
Product: platelet activating factor receptor
Exons: 2
Coding region: 110-1141 (343 amino acids)
Biological process (GO): chemotaxis; G protein-coupled receptor signaling pathway
Cellular component (GO): membrane
Molecular function (GO): platelet activating factor receptor activity; G protein-coupled purinergic nucleotide receptor activity
Source: RefSeq, a predicted model, not a curated record